Molecule: messenger RNA, 1809 nt
Organism: Diaporthe batatas
Lineage: Eukaryota; Fungi; Ascomycota; Sordariomycetes; Diaporthales; Diaporthaceae
Exons: 3
Coding region: 466-1596 (376 amino acids)
Biological process (GO): regulation of ARF protein signal transduction; regulation of endocytosis
Cellular component (GO): Golgi membrane
Molecular function (GO): GTPase activator activity
Source: RefSeq, a predicted model, not a curated record
CGUACCUAGGCACGCAAAAGUGUACUGUGCUAUCUACCGUCUGCCGUGUAGACAGACCACAGCCCUGGUUCCCUGUGGAUUGUAGCGCUGGCGCUCUAAUAAGUCAGCCAUCGGUUUGGAGGAAGGCCAUUGGCCGCCAUCCUGAAUUAACCCCACAUUACCUGUAUCCAUCGUCCCCAAAAGGCCCCCAUUCACCUCUAAUAAAUGCUCAGACGAAAUCGAAACAGCCGCGACGGAAGUUCGAAUGCAGGCGCAGAGGGGCAAUCCCAACAGGCACAUUUGAUCGAAUCGUUCCGAAGCCUACGAGCCCCUCCCUGGCUUUCUCCCCUGGGACUUACUUUAUCGAUCUUUGUUCCCUGUCGAGUCCACUGAAAAGAGCCGCGCGAGCCAUACGAGCCACGGGUUUCGUCCACGAAAGUUACUUGGAAAUCUAGCGAAGACAGGAGCACCGACAAUCGGCCCAACAUGGCUUCUAAAGCCAUGUGGGAGGUGGACCCAGAAACCCGUUCAAAGCUCCUCGCCAUCCAAAAAGAGUCCGGAAAUUCCCUGUGUUGCGACUGCAAUGCGCCCUCUCCGCAAUGGGCCUCACCAAAGUUCGGCAUCUUCAUAUGCCUGUCGUGCGCGGGUGUCCACCGCGGACUGGGGGUCCACAUCAGCUUCGUCCGAUCCAUCUCGAUGGACGCAUUCAAGCAGACAGAGAUCGAGCGCAUGAGACUGGGUGGGAAUGAUAAUUGGAAGAGCUUCUUUGACAAACACGAGACUACCAAGAUGACGGGGAUGAGCUGGGACGACGCCACUAUUGCCGAGCGGUAUAGCGGCGACGUAGGCGAGGAAUGGAAAGAGAGGCUGAGCGCCAAGGUGGAGGGAAGGGAGUAUGUUCCUGGCGAGCGCAAGCCAGCACCAGCGAAGACCAACACGGGCAGCGCUUCAAGGUCGGCGACACCCCUGAGCGGCACGGCAAACAACAAUAGCAGCAGCAGCAGUGGCAGGCCGGAAAGCCCCAGCACGAGCGGUGGCAAGGUCAAGGUGGACGACAAGUACUUUGAAGGCCUCGGGGCUGCCAACGCGGCGAGGCCAGACAACCUGCCACCCAGCCAGGGUGGGAAAUACGCCGGGUUUGGAAAUACCCCAGCGCCUGCCAGCCAAGAGGAAGGCCUGCCGAGAUUCGACGAGCUGCAGAAGGAUCCAUUGGCGGCGCUGGGUAAGGGCUUCGGCUGGUUCACGUCCACGGUGACAAAGACAGCAACUACAGUGAACAAGGACUUCAUACAGCCAACGGCGAAGCAGGUUGGAUCAUCAGACUUCGCGGCCCAGGCAAAGGUCUUUGGCGGCCGAAUCGGCCAGUCCGUCCAGCAAGGGGCCAGGAGCGCAUCUGAAAACUUCAACAGGUUCGUCGAAGGGCCAGAAUCAGGCCAGGGAGCCUCGCGCAACGCACCCCUGGAUGAGAGCAAGAAGUCGUUCUGGGACGAUUUUGCCUCGCUGGCCGACCAGCGCAAGCCGCAGAGCAGCUCGAUUGGAACAUCUGCGAUGGGCAAGGGCAACAGCAGCAGUGCGAGGGCACCUGCUGCUAAGAAGGACGAGUGGGAUGACUGGUGAUGAGGUCCAGUAAUGAGACGAGUGCAAAUCACCCAACACCCUUGAGGUAUUAUUGAUUUGAGGCGUCUCCUACAGUUAGCAACCAAUUUCCUGUACAAUCGAGGGUGUCUUUUUUUUCUUCUUACAUGUGGUUCCCCCAACAAUUUGGCGAGGUGCUGGGCGACGAGAUAAAUAAAUGUUAUACUUCUAGACAAUAAAUGAACGAUGAGAACA